AUGCACCAUCUCCGUGAAUCUCUACUGAGCUCUCUGCCUAGAGACUCUUCUGCUCCCCCGACCGGCGACUAUGUUCUCAGAGAUCAGGAAGAUGCACGCCAAUCCGUCGCCCGAGACGACUUCAAGCAAGUGCGGGACAUUGCCUUCAGUAAUCGAACAUGGGUUAUUACCAGUCGAUACUGCAGCGUUGAAGAUGGUGUGGAUACUCUUGAAGACUCCAUACACCCCCUGUGGUACAUGUACUACGAGCUUGGUCGAAACAUCUCCUGCGAAGACCAUGAGCAUGAGGGUAUAGUCCUUGAUAUACUCCGCAUCCAAGGAAUGGGUCCAUUAAGUAGGCCCGCACCGGGAGGCCGGGGUAUUGACAUUGCAAGAACCGUCGACGGUACACUUUGGAACGAUCUUCCCUUCUUUACCAGUGAUAUGACCGCUUUAUGGGCCAAGAACCGGGCUACAAUGUCAGGCACGCACCGUCUCAACUUUGCAACAUUCCUGGCUAAGCUUGCUUCUGCUCGUGUUGCCAAAGAUCAGCUUUGCCAAAUCGCGCUUUUGAUCUUCCGUGAUCUCUUUGAAGUGGGCCGAGACCUUCGUACAGGAGAACAGUCAGAUGAAGAAGACCUUCACCGUGGUACCAGGCAUCUCGAAGUGUUUCAUCUGUUGCCUGCUGCUGUCGCUUGGUUGAAAGAAGCCGGCCAUAACAUCAUUCUUCUUUCAGACGUGUAUUGGAACGAUUGCUCCGGUGACACUGGAAAAGGUGGAAGGGAUUUCCUGGAAUCAGAACUCGGGCAGCGGUCGCCAGUUGGGUUUUCGCCAUGGAGAUACAUGUUUUGGUUGAAAAGGCUGGUUCAGAUCCAGGAAGAAGCCGAGGAAGCCGACGAUAGGCCUCUAGGCGAGCUUGCCAAAGAGGGCUGCGAGUACAUGAUCAACAUGAUCCGGGAUAGGAAUUCCGAGGUCCUCAGAGCGUACAAAAAUGGAGGUGAUGCCCUUCAUCAAGAUAAACAUCUUUUGUGCUUGAAGUCCCUUGCAUACCCUGAGGAUCUAGUUGCUCAAACCCGUCGAUCGGGCUUUUGA
Molecule: messenger RNA, 1071 nt
Organism: Penicillium olsonii
Lineage: Eukaryota; Fungi; Ascomycota; Eurotiomycetes; Eurotiales; Aspergillaceae
Source: the annotation of a GenBank genome assembly